Molecule: messenger RNA, 1521 nt
Organism: Pollicipes pollicipes
Lineage: Eukaryota; Metazoa; Arthropoda; Thecostraca; Pollicipedomorpha; Pollicipedidae
Product: THO complex subunit 2
Biological process (GO): mRNA export from nucleus; mRNA processing
Cellular component (GO): THO complex part of transcription export complex
Molecular function (GO): mRNA binding
Source: RefSeq, a predicted model, not a curated record
CUGUUCUGCAACAUCACCUACACGUUCACGUCGUGCACGGAGAACGAGGCGUCGCGCUACGGCCGCUUCCUGUGCGCCCUGCUGGAGACGGUGAUGCGCUGGCACGGCAGCCGCGAGGUGUUUGAGCGCGAGUGCGCCUUCUUCCCCGGCUUCGUCACCAAGUUCCGCGUCUCCAACAAGCAGAACGAGCGCAGCGACCACGUCGACUACGAGAACUACCGCCACGUCUGCUUCAAGUGGUUCUAUAAAAUCACCAAGGCGAUCGUCACCUGCCUGGACAGCAAGGAGUACGUGCAGAUUCGUAACGCGCUCAAGAUCCUCAUCAAGAUCCUGCCCUGCUACCCGGUGCUUAGUCACGUGGCCAACAUCGUCGAGAAGAAGGUGGAGGCGGUGAUUCAGGCGGAGAAGAACAAGCGGCAGGACCUGGCGCUCAUGGCCACCAGCUACGCCGGCCUGCUGCGCGCCCGCAAACACACCUACAUCCCCGAGAAGGACUUCCACACAGUCGACAAGAGCAAGAAGCCGGCCGCGGCAGCCGCCGCCCCGGCCGCCGCCACCGCCACCGCUGCCGCCGCCGCCGGCACCACCGCCACCGCCACCACCACCGCCGGCAGGGAGGCGCGACCGACCAAGGCUGGCGCCGACCAGGAGGCGGCCGCCGUCGCCAACGGUGUGACCGCGAAGCACGAGCCGGCCGAGCCGCCGGCCGAGACGGUGACGGUGAAGCAGGAGCCGCCGCGGCAGCGCGAGACGCCGGAUAACGCCGACCGGCGGGAGAAGCGGGACGGCCGGCCGCGCGAGCGCGCCAAGGACGACGAGACCCGGAGUCGCUCCGGCACGCCGCGCUCCGACCGCGCCGGCGCCCGGGAACGCAAGCACGACAGCAGUGAGGAGCGGCGCGACAAGAAGGCCUCCAAACACAGCACGCCAGAGUCGGAAACCAAAAAGGUGACCCGCCGCGUGGAGAGGGAGUCCGAUGAGAUCCGCGUCGUCGAGGACGAGUACUUCGAGAAGCCGCGCCGGCCGGCCGGCUCGGCCGUGCGCAGCCUGCCCGAGGCCUCUGACGUCGACAGAGAGGCCAAGCGCCGCCGAGUGGAGAGUAAGAGGUUGGACAAAAUGCCAGAGAAGGACGAGGAGAAGAAAAAGAAACGGAAGAAGUCGGAGAAGGGCCUGGAGGAGGGGGAAAUCAGAAACAAACGAGAAGACAAGAAGGAAAGGAAAAGGGCGUCGCUGGACGACAGGGGAUCGCCGAUCGAGUCCAAGCGAAAGAAGGAUGACGACAAGCCCGGUGAGUGGCCAGGCGGCCGUGCUCGGUUCACGUUCACAGCGUGGACGCGAAGCGGACGCUCCGAGGGCGAUGAGUUCCGCGAGGUCAAGGACAACGGAGGCAGAGGGCCGCGGGAGGAGGAGGUGGAGUUCUACGACGAGCCACGCUACGCACCCGAGUACGACUGGGAGCGGGAGCGGGAGCGGCCGCCUGCCAAGGAGAAACAAUAUCCUUUGGGUGCGCACGCGCGCUGA